This is a messenger RNA of Acanthoscelides obtectus, 708 nucleotides long. NCBI's taxonomy places the organism in Eukaryota, Metazoa, Arthropoda, Insecta, Coleoptera, Chrysomelidae. The record is from the annotation of a GenBank genome assembly.
AGCAGAUUCAUAAAAAUUCCGAAAAUUUCUUGGUUCUUAUAUACCGCAACUACAUCAUGGCACCAUGUUUUGCUUCACUUAAGGAAGGAUUAGGGAAAUUCAAAAAUUUGUGUUGUAUACCUGAUUUGACAGGUAUAUCAGCGUUCACGAUUUCGAUACGAAACGAAUCUAUCAUAGACAACGUUCAAAAUUGACAGCUUUUAUGCUUAUAACCUUACUUUUUGCAAUCAAAACAAAAUCAACAUAAAACGCCGAUCAUGCUCUUCUACUCAUUUUUCAAGUCGCUGGUUGGGAAAGACGUUGUAGUGGAGUUAAAAAAUGAUCUGAGUAUAUGUGGAACGUUACAUUCGGUUGAUCAGUAUUUAAACAUAAAACUGUCGGAUAUCAGUGUGACAGAUACUGAUAAAUACCCUCAUAUGUUGUCUGUGAAGAAUUGCUUCAUCAGAGGAUCUGUUGUUCGAUAUGUACAGCUACCUGCAGAUGAAGUUGAUACACAACUAUUACAAGAUGCAGCAAGGAAAGAAGCUACAGCUCCAACACGAUAAGAUCAAAACACCAAAAUAAUUUGUGCAAAAUGCUGAUUUUGCACCAACUGUAUCACUAAGACUACUGAGGGAGGAUGACAUUUAAGAAAUAAUAUUAGGUUGUAUGUAUGCAUUAAAAUAAAACUACUUUUCCAACACGUUUUUUCAAAUUACCUAAUCCUGA